Messenger RNA from Nanorana parkeri, 930 nucleotides. Its product is annotated as gastrula zinc finger protein XlCGF7.1-like. Bases 1 to 930 code for a protein of 309 amino acids. The transcript has 2 exons. Gene Ontology annotation, biological process: regulation of transcription by RNA polymerase II. Lineage: Eukaryota; Metazoa; Chordata; Amphibia; Anura; Dicroglossidae. Gene Ontology annotation, molecular function: DNA-binding transcription factor activity, RNA polymerase II-specific; RNA polymerase II cis-regulatory region sequence-specific DNA binding. The record is from RefSeq and is a predicted model, not a curated record.
AUGGAUGAUGUCUUGUAUGGACAUUAUAGAGCGAACCCCACAGAGAAGUAUCUGACCUCCUCCUCAGAUGUUAAACUUGACAAGAAUGAAGUCACAUAUGAGUCUUCCGAAAAUAACCCCAUUGCUGCAAAUCUCAAUGCAUUCCUUCACAUUGCAGAUCCUUCCUCUGACCCCUCCUUACACGAGGAACGUUACCCCGGCAGCUUACACCCCACACGCCACACAGCAGCCAGUAGAGUGGCUGAGCCGGCCCUGUGCUCUGAGGAUGCUGAACAUUUUAUCGAAAGAGCACAGUCCAUGUCGAACCAGAACUCUCACCCAAGCAGGAAGCUGUUUUCUCAUUUGCCGUGUGGGAAAGGUUUCCCCCAGAAAUCAGAACUUAAACACGAAUUUGAUCCUGCGGCGGAGAAGCUGUUUUCAUGCUCCGAAUGCGGGAAAGUUUUUCCUCGGAAGUCAUAUCUCAGCACACACCAGAAGCUUCACAACAGGGUGAAGCCAUAUUCAUGUUCACAGUGCGGAAAGAGCUUUACCGACAAAUCCAUCCUGGUCAUCCACCAGAGGAUCCAUACCUCGGAGAAGCCCUUUUCCUGUUCCGAUUGUGGGAAGUGCUUCGCCCAGUCGGGGAAUCUCUUUGCGCAUCAGAGGAUUCACACGGGAGAAAAGCCGUUUUCCUGUUCCGAAUGCGGCGAGCUCUUCUCCCGGAAGUCGUCUCUGGUCAGGCAUAAAAAACUCCACACCGGAGAGAAGCCGUUCUCGUGCUCCGAAUGCGGGAAGUGUUUUAUCCAAAGGGGGACCCUUCUGUUACAUCAGAGGACUCACACGGGGGAUCGUCCAUAUGUGUGUCCUGAGUGCGGAAAACGUUUUGCAAAGAAAACAUCUAUGGUGGCACACUUCAGUUCCCACAGGGGGGAAGAGCUUCUCACAGGAUGA